AUGGCUUCUCCUUUUGCUCAUCCCAUCGCCUUCACAUUUAUCCUAGUUUCUGCUAUUGCUGCAUUCGCAGAUCCAAACAAUGUCAAGUUUUCAUCGUACCCGAAAACGCAGGCCGAGAAACUCAUCAGGGCACUCAACUUGUUCCCGGAGCAUGAACUGAACCGCGGCCCGGCGAUCGAUUCCGGUGCACGGGGAGUUGUCGAAAAGAGUUUCAAGUUCCCGUUCAUGGAGGAUUCUGCUUCUAUCCAGGACUUGGGCCACCAUGCUGGUUAUUACGCUCUCCCACACACUAAAGCUGCAAAGAUGUUUUAUUUUUUCUUCGAGUCGAGAAACAGGAAGAGUGAUCCUGUGGUGAUAUGGCUAACGGGAGGACCAGGCUGCAGCAGUGAAUUGGCCUUGUUCUACGAGAACGGACCCUUCCACAUAACCGACAAUUUGACCCUAGAAUUGAACGAUUUCGGAUGGGAUAAGGUCUCGAAUCUUAUAUAUGUUGACCAACCAGUAGGGACGGGUUUCAGCUAUACUUCUGAUGAGGACGACAUUAGGCAUGACGAGGAAGGUGUAAGCAAUGAUUUAUAUGACUUCUUGCAGGCUUUCUUCAAGGCACAUUCUGAGUUGAUAGGUAAUGAUUUUUACAUCACUGGAGAGUCAUAUGCUGGGCACUAUAUUCCAGCUUUCGCCGUUCGGGUUCAUCAAGGGAACAAAAACAAGGAAGGAAUUCAUAUUAAUCUCAAGGGAUUUGCAAUUGGAAAUGGACUAACAAACCCCGAGAUUCAAUACGGGGCAUAUGCUGAUUAUGCUCUGGACAAUAAACUGAUCACAAAAUCCGAGCACAGGAGCAUGAAUCGGUCUAUUUUGGAAUGUCAGCAAGCAACUAGGCUCUGUGGAGUUGAAGGUGGUUCUUCUUGUGUGUCGGCUUACAUGGUUUGCAAUGCAGUCUUCAACCGGAUAUUGCAACUUGCUGAUGGUGUAAAUUACUAUGACAUAAGAAAGAAAUGCGAGGGCAGACUUUGCUACGACUUCUCUAACAUGGAGAGAUUCCUGAGCUUAGAGUCGGUCAAAAGUGCCCUUGGUGUAGGUGACAUUGACUUUGUGUCUUGCAGUACGACCGUUUACGAUGCUAUGAUCACCGACUGGAUGAGAAAUCUUGAGCUCGGAAUUCCGGCACUGUUGGAGGAUGGGAUCAAAUUUCUCGUGUAUGCCGGGGAAUAUGAUCUCAUAUGCAACUGGCUAGGGAAUUCGAGGUGGGUUCACGCGAUGGAAUGGUCUGGGCAGAAUCAGUUUGUAGCAGCUAAGACAGUCACAUUUAGAGUGGGCGGCGCAGAGGCUGGGCUUCAAAAGGGCUAUGGGCCGCUAACAUUUCUCAAGUUUUUCAAUUCCGGCCACAUGGUUCCCAUGGAUCAACCCAAAUAUUCCUUGGAGAUGUUGAGGACAUGGAUGCAGGGCAAAAUUGUCUUUGACACAAGCUGGUGA
Molecule: messenger RNA, 1473 nt
Organism: Striga hermonthica
Lineage: Eukaryota; Viridiplantae; Streptophyta; Magnoliopsida; Lamiales; Orobanchaceae
Source: the annotation of a GenBank genome assembly